AUGUUCAAGUUCGAUUCAUAUACUCCAGUGAAAGAAAAGGCUGUUUCCGUUCCCCAGAGAUAUCCAGAAAUGGACGAAAUGGACUGGGAUGAGGGGUAUGGCGGUGGUAAAACCGGAGCAGCUACGCCCGGAGAAACAAUAGCCUCCUCGAAUGACUUCAUGCGAUACGCGCCCGAGGUGGGGGAUCUCGUAAUCGCAAGGAUUGUUGAAGUGGGCAUCCUCUUGGCGCUUAUCCUUACGCUCACAUGGUUACAGGUACAGCCGCGUCGCUGGAAAGUGGACGCAAAUGGCCGACAGGCUGCGAUAUUGAUGCUCUCGUCUGUCAACCUUCCGGGUGGCAUCCAGAGACGAAAACUGGAAAGUGAUGAACUUCAAAUGCGAACCUUUUUCGAGGAAGGAGACUUGCUCGUUGCAGAGGUCCAGGCGUUCUUUUCUGACGGUGCCAUGUCGUUACACACCCGAUCCUUGCGAUACGGAAAGCUGCGUAAUGGUCAAUUCGUAACUGUGCCGGCCAUUCUCAUCAAACGUCUCAAGUCCCACUUUUGUGCCUUGACAUGUGGUGUCGAUGUUAUCUUAGGAGUUAAUGGGUAUAUUUGGGUCAGCAAACAUAUCAAGGAAAACCAACAAGUGGGAGAACAAGGCUUCGAUGCCGAAUCUGUGUAUUCGAACAAGAACGAGAACAUCGAUGCUUCGACGAGAAUGGCCAUCUCACGGGUCUCGAACAUCAUCAAGAUCAUGGCUCAAUACUAUGUACCGAUAAGCGAUGUAGCUCUGAACCAUGCAUAUGCAUGGGUAGUGGAAAACGACCUCAAACCCAAAGAUAUCCUCCAAGAUGAAACUGCCGAGGCCCUGGUGGAAGCUCUAACCCAGGAUUAUUCGUAA
Acaulospora colombiana is the source of this 882-nucleotide messenger RNA. Lineage: Eukaryota; Fungi; Glomeromycota; Glomeromycetes; Diversisporales; Acaulosporaceae. The record is from the annotation of a GenBank genome assembly.